AUGGUGGGCCCUAGAAAUGCAGCCUUUGCAGAGGAAAGCGCCGAGGUGGAAGUUUUAUUGGCAUCCUUGGGGAAAACCAAGGACCUCACCAAGCGAAUAGCCGCCAGCCUGUCGCGGUUAGAUAUCAGUGGAAAAAUCGUCAAAGAAGCCAUCGGACCGAUCUAUAGCAAUACACAGCAGUUGCAAAUUACAAGCCGAAACAUUGAGAAGGUCAAUGAGGCUAUUGAGAAACUUCGACAGCCACUUGAUGCUCGAGGGCGAGAGGAAAGUAUAAUUCGAGCAGGUCCGAAGAAUGCUGGAUUGCCACAAUAUCUCGGCGCUCUCAAACGGGUCGACAAGGCUCUGAAUGAUUUGAAUUCGUCCAAUCUGAGAUCUAAUCAACAAGCGAUAUCUGAAUUCCAUGGCCUCCUCUCCAUCGGGGUCAACCAACUCAACGAUACGUAUCGACAAAUGCUUCAAGAAGAUGCCCAAACCGUCGAACCAUUACAUUAUAUCACCAAGCAGAUCCCCUUUCCCACGAUUCCGCAAGAAAAGAUCCAAUUUCUCGGCCAAAUGGCCACGGCCAUUGCCUCUGCGGGAGCACAAUCCGCUCGACUGGGUCAGCGAGACGAUGAUGCUGCUGCCCGCAUCUACGCCGAAGUCAGAGGAGACUAUCUUCACCACAGCCUCCAAAACCUGUCUACCGCAUCCAUCAGCACCUCGAAACGCCGAGCUGACGACGCAGGCGUUUAUCGCGAAGGCACAAGCGGAGUAGGAGCCUACGCAAAUGGAAUAGAAAGUAUGUUCCUGGCCGAAGCAGAGAACACAUCCAGAAUAUUCCGUAACGAUGCCGGACGCGUCUUUACAAUGACCUGUGGAAAAGCGCUAUCAACGUUUUCGCGCACACUGGCAGAAUUGAACGGCGUGAUCAAAUCUCGCAUUCUCAGCGAUUGCUUCCUUGCGUACGAAAUCCUUGACCUGGUCACCCCUCUCAGCUAUCGGCUCGAAUCACGAACCGGUCAACUUCGACCACAAUUCGCCGACGCACUUCGACCUUUGCGAGACACUGCGCGUUCUUCUCUGAGCGAAAUCCUCAGCCAGACGAAAAGACAGGCAGAAUCCACGUCCGCCCUGCCGCCAGACGGAAAUACGAUCCCGCUAGUCUCUCAAACCGCCACACGCCUCCAAACCCUCGCCCGAUUCGACCGUCCGCUCCUCACCCUCCUCUCCUCCCUCGGCGACGGCAACUGGAAAGCCGCGCCCGGCAUGGGCUCCCAAUCAAGCCUGAGUCUCGAAUUGACACCUUCGGUGGAAAACCCUAACUUACUCUCCCACUACCUCCUCGACAUCGUCGACACGCUGCUCACCACGCUAAAUGCGCGCUCCCAGACCCUCCACCCCAAGAAACCCGUCCAAGGCAUCUUCCAACUCAACAGUGUCGCCGUCCUGAACCGCGCCAUCCAAUCCUCCCCCGACCUCAUGCGCUACCUGGGAAUCAACCCGCACACCACCAAACUCGACUCGUUCCACAAGGCCGGCUCCUCUCUGUACCUCUCCGCAUGGCGUGAUCCAUCCACACACCUUCUCGACACGAUCCACACGUCAGGCGCCCCGCGUCCGCUCUCCGGCCAAGCAAUCGACAGCACGACCAUUAUCAAAUCACUAUCCUCGAAAGACAAAGAUAAGAUUAAGGAAAAAUUCAAGCUGUUCAACACCAGUUUUGACGAGUUGGUGGUACGACAUAAAUCAAUGCAUAUGGAGAAUGAGGUGCGUAGCUCUGUUAGCAGAGAGAUUCAGGCGAUGAUUGAGCCGUUGUAUGCGAGGUUUUGGGAUCGGUAUCAUGAGGUUGAUAAAGGGAAGGGCAAGGUGGUUAAGUACUCAAAGGGCGAGUUUUCGGCGAUGUUGGCUAGUUUGUAG
This is a messenger RNA of Rhinocladiella mackenziei CBS 650.93, 1896 nucleotides long. RefSeq lists its product as uncharacterized. Gene Ontology annotation, biological process: exocytosis. The transcript has a single exon. Gene Ontology annotation, molecular function: phosphatidylinositol-4,5-bisphosphate binding. The coding region runs from base 1 to 1896 and encodes 631 amino acids. The record is from RefSeq and is a predicted model, not a curated record. NCBI's taxonomy places the organism in Eukaryota, Fungi, Ascomycota, Eurotiomycetes, Chaetothyriales, Herpotrichiellaceae. Gene Ontology annotation, cellular component: exocyst.